UCGGGACCCGGAACCCGGAGCCACAAUGAGGAAGUACUUGACCCGAGUCCGGGAGCGGGAGCGGGACUCGCGCUCCUACACCUGGAGCGGCCGCUCCCGCCGCGCGCACCGCAAACUGCACACCUGCGAAUACCAAGGAAUUUGUAUACGGUACAAAGAAGAAUCUGUUUCACACUCCAUCGAGCUUGGAGAUUUUAUCUUAAUCAAGAGUGAUGAUGAUGAACGCCCUUACGUGGCUAAGCUGCUGAAGUUAUACGAUGGCGGUACGAAAGAUCAGCCCACCAAGUGCGCCGAGGUGCAGUGGUUUGUCCGGUUUGAGGAGAUCCCAAAGUUCAAGCAAAAGCUAUUAGGACGGGAGCCCCAUCCACAGGAGAUCUUUCUAUACGAAGCUCGUGAUUGUGACAACGAGAUCAGUGCAGAAACCAUCCUCAGGACUGUGAAGGUAUUAAUGAUUGCUCCAAAUGAGCAAUUUCUUUCUGUCAAACAAAGCAGCGACACUCUCUUUGCUAAACUCAGCUGGAAUGGCAAGGUGUUUAAUCCACUUCCCUCAUUCUCUGGGAGGAGUUCAGAAGCCCCCCAGCUGAACAGGGACUGUGCUCAUGGAAACCCACAUGCAGGGCAGCUCAAGAGGAGCACAAAGCAGACAUCGGAGGUAGAUGCCAAACUGGUUCCCAAAUCACAGCAUGUUGCACGGGACAUCUUGUGCAGUUUGGCCCCUCUGAGCCCCGUCAGUGGAGGAAGAGUGUUUAACAGCAGAGUCUCCGACCUGAAAUCUCACAGCAGCAUUUCAAAGAAAAAUUCUGCUUCCAAAUAUUCCUGUUCAACAGAGAAGCAAAGACAAACUGCGACCACUCCGGGGAAGAGCUCUUUGGUCAGGAAGAGGCUUCAACUCUCCAGUCCCAGCAAAUCCCGAGGAACCAAGCUGAAAGGACAAGAUGUUUUAUGUGAACUGUUACAUGAUGAUGAAGAUGAUGAUGAAGAUGAAGAGGAGGAUGAAGAGGAGGAGGACUUUGACAACAGAGCCUCUGUGUCAAGAGAACAACAAACUCCAAAACGCAAAGUUACUUUUAACGGUUUAGCUUGUGAUGUUUCACCUUCUAAAAAGUUACGAAAUGGGAUCCCAGGAAAUUUUGCCCUCUUACCUAUUAAGGGGUUAAAUCUCAGAACUGACUGCAAAGUUGACAUUCUCUGUAUAAAUCCGAUUCGUUUGAAUUCGAAAGCUAAUCAGGCAGACUCUCCGACUCGGGCUCGAAGUACCGAAGGACACACUGAUCUUCACAAGAAGCACAGUGAGAUUUCUGGAUCUUUAAGCAGAAGCAAGAGUUCACGGACGUCCAAAUGUGAAAGCCAAGAAACUCCCAAAAGGAAUUCCACAACUCAAACCAGGAUAAAUAAAAAAGAACAGAAAAAUGAAGCCGAGAAUAUAAUUUCUACACCAAGGUCUCAGAGAAGCUCGGCACGCCAGUGUUCAAUGCGCUUGAAGGAGCAGCUAAAAGAUGAUGAACAUGAUGUUGGAGAUGCCAGUGAGGAUGAAUUCCUUCCAGCUGCGGAACAAAGCUCUGAAAGUAGCAGUGAGAACGAGGAGGAAGAGCUUGAGAGUUUGAUGAGAGCAUCUAGAAGGAAGUCCACUCCAAGAACUCCAAGGUCUACCGCAAAGAUGCCUGUGAAUACAUCAGCAAGAAUUUCUUCAUCAAGAACACCCAAGUCGCCAGGAACACCGCAUCACCCCAUCCCAGCCAUUCCCAGCAGGAGGCAGCCAGCCACCAAGCCAGUCAGCGUGUUAGAAGAGGCCAGGGCCAGAUUACACGUGUCAGCAGUGCCAGAGUCUCUGCCCUGUAGAGAACAGGAGUUUCAGGAUGUCUACAACUUUAUAGAGAGCAAAGUCAUUGAUGGCACCGGGGGGUGCAUGUAUAUUUCUGGGGUUCCAGGAACAGGAAAAACAGCCACGGUCCACGAGGUGAUGCGAUGUCUAAGCCACGCAGCAGAACAGGAGGAGCUCCCCAUCUUCCAGUUCAUAGAGAUCAAUGGGAUGAAGCUGACCGAUCCUCACCAGGCCUAUGUACAGAUUCUGAAGUUAUUGACUGGACAGAAAGCGACGGCAGACCAUGCAGCUGCUCUACUGGAGAAGAGAUUUAGUACUCCCGCUGCAAAGCGGGAGACUACAGUGCUUCUGGUGGAUGAGCUCGACCUUUUGUGGACUCGGAAACAGAACGUCAUGUAUAAUCUGUUUGACUGGCCGACUCGAAAACAGGCAAAAUUGGUGGUUCUGGCAAUUGCCAACACAAUGGAUCUUCCUGAGAGGAUCAUGAUAAACAGAGUGGCUAGCAGACUGGGCCUGACAAGAAUGUCCUUUCAGCCUUACACCUACAAACAGUUGCAGCAGAUCAUUGCAUCGCGGCUCAACCGGCUGAAGGCUUUUGAGGAUGAUGUUAUUCAAUUGGUUGCCAGAAAGGUGGCAGCUCUGUCUGGCGAUGCAAGACGUGCCCUGGAUAUCUGCAGGAGAAGUGCUGAAAUCUGUGAAAUCUCCUCAGCUCAGAAAUCUGCAUCCAGCAUGGUCAGGAUGGUCCAUGUGACACAGGCACUCGAUGAAAUGUUUUCCUCCCCAUACAUCACUGCUAUAAGGAAUUCAUCCGUGCAAGAGCAAAUCUUUCUGCAAGCCGUCAUUGCUGAAUUCAAACAGCUAGGUGUAGAGGAAGCCACAUUUCAGCAGGUAUACCAGCAGCACAUGGGACUGUGCAGGAUGGAAGGUCUUCAGCCUCCAGCAAUAUCUGAAGCGAUGUCGGUCUGUAUGAGACUCGGAGCUUGUCGUCUGCUGCUUGUUGAGUCUAGUAAAAACGAUCUUCACUCGCGAGUACGAUUGAAUGUUAGCCAAGAUGACGUGAUGUAUGCAUUAAAACAGGAUUGAUUUACGUUUUUUGGUGGUGGUGGUGGUGGGGGUUAGUCCCCUGGGUGUCUGACACUCGGAAACCCAUCACUGCUUAAGAAUCUCCAAACCAAGCUGAGAUUUCCGUGCAUCCCACCUACACAUGGAAAUCCCAGAGAUAGAUUGUUGGAAUGGAAUGCGUACAUACUCUCUCCCUGGAAGGAUGCAUCCCGCUUACCUAAUUCCGGAGUAUUAGCUCAGGUUGGUUAAAGAGCCGAGGUUUCAUUUACGUUAAAUAAGUGAUGUUCCAUGUGAAAUGUACAGUGCACAAUGUGCUUAAUUAUUAUACAUUGCUGUUUUAAUCCUGCAGUUAUGAAACCCUGUUUUUAACGGGAUUUAAGGUGUUUCUGUUACAUGUUGGGACAACAUGUUUUUAAUGUUUUAAGUUUCUAAUUUUAUAGUUCUAAGUUUAUGUUCAAAUUAUAUUUUAGACAUUUUGGGUAAUAAAGAUCUCAAAUCU
Callorhinchus milii (elephant shark) is the source of this 3383-nucleotide messenger RNA. It is a transcript of the gene orc1, whose product is annotated as origin recognition complex, subunit 1. The coding region runs from base 26 to 2905 and encodes 959 amino acids. Gene Ontology annotation, molecular function: ATP hydrolysis activity; chromatin binding; DNA replication origin binding. The transcript has 17 exons. Gene Ontology annotation, biological process: mitotic DNA replication checkpoint signaling; DNA replication initiation. NCBI's taxonomy places the organism in Eukaryota, Metazoa, Chordata, Chondrichthyes, Chimaeriformes, Callorhinchidae. Gene Ontology annotation, cellular component: nuclear origin of replication recognition complex. The record is from RefSeq and is a predicted model, not a curated record.